AAAAUAAAACCCUAAACUCUACCAUUCCCCGCCACCCACCUUCGCCUGUUGAUUUCCAGCUGCAGAGAGAGAGAGAGAGAGAGAGAGAUGGGAAGUGAUAGCGAAACAGAGAGAUCAAACAUAAAAGAGAAGAAGAAGAUAACAAGCCUGGCUCCCAUUGCCAAACCCUUAGCUGGCAAAAAACUCUGCAAGCGAACUCUCAAGCUCGUUCGUAAAGCAUCCGAAUCAAAAUGCUUGAAGAGAGGAGUGAAGGAAGUAGUGAAGAGCAUUCGUCGUGGCCAUAAAGGAUUAUGCAUAAUUGCUGGAAACAUUUCACCAAUCGAUGUCAUUACUCAUGUUCCCAUCUUAUGUGAAGAGUCUGACAUUCCUUAUGUUUAUGUUACUUCUAAAGAAGACCUCGCUAGUGCUGGCGCCACCAAAAGGCCUACUUGUUGUGUUCUAGUGUUAACCAAGCCUACCAAGGGGGAGAUAGGCAAGGAGGAUCAAGAAAAAUUGAAGGCAGAUUAUGAUCAAGUUGUUUCUGAUGUAUCUGAACUUACUUCCUCACUUUUUUGAAAGACAAACGCAGCUGUGGUGUGUUUUCUUUUGCUAACUAAUGCUACCAGUACACUCGCUUUCGUGGUUUCUAUUUCUUAUGGUCUGAUUAAAUUUACUUGCCUUUGAAAUGGGACAAGAAUCUAUUGCUGUUUUUUUCUUUGAUAUGGAGUAGAAUCCUAUUUAGCUGA
Messenger RNA from Populus nigra (black poplar), 725 nucleotides. Its product is annotated as H/ACA ribonucleoprotein complex subunit 2-like protein. Gene Ontology annotation, cellular component: nucleolus; box H/ACA snoRNP complex. The transcript has 4 exons. NCBI's taxonomy places the organism in Eukaryota, Viridiplantae, Streptophyta, Magnoliopsida, Malpighiales, Salicaceae. Gene Ontology annotation, molecular function: box H/ACA snoRNA binding. The record is from RefSeq and is a predicted model, not a curated record. Gene Ontology annotation, biological process: rRNA pseudouridine synthesis; snRNA pseudouridine synthesis. The coding region runs from base 88 to 555 and encodes 155 amino acids.